Durusdinium trenchii is the source of this 1743-nucleotide messenger RNA. The record is from the annotation of a GenBank genome assembly. Lineage: Eukaryota; Dinophyceae; Suessiales; Symbiodiniaceae.
GUCCAUUUCAAUUUCACACUCCUGUUCCCCGCCGUGCGGAAUCAUGGACUUGAAAACUGCCUGUCCUGUGCUUGCAGAGCACAGAGCCUCCCCAAGAGCAGGGCCCAAGAGCUGGCAGGGCGGAAGACUUGGAAGCCCUGGCAGGCCUGGCAAAAUAGGCCGCGUCACCUGCGCCACUCUGGCCAUUUUCACAGCCCCUAUCUGGUACCCAAAGAGGCUCCGCCAAAGGAGAAGAGUGUGGGAGCUGAAGGCUUCAGCACGUCCUGUGGAUGUGCUGCUGGUGGUUGGAGAAGGUGCAUGUCCCUGGGGGGAGGGAGGCACGGAAACUAUGGCAAAGGCACUUGGCUUGAAAGGAUCAGUGCCGUGGCCUUUGGCCAUACAGCAUUUGGCUGGGAAACUACGACAAGCAGUCCCAGGUCUCAAUGUCCAGGUGAGCACCGAACAAGAAGCAGAACAUGCAGCGGAACAAGGUCGUCACCAGAUCAAGCUGGUGGCACUCAUCAACGUGACAAGCACCACCAGGAACUGGUCGCAAGGUGGUUUGAGUUCGACGCUGGUGUUGUCUUCGACACUUGGCCGGUCGAAGCUGUGGGCACGUAGUGGAGGAGAUGGAGAUGCAGAGAAGGUCUUGUCUCGAUGUGGUGAGUUGUGGUCCAGAGACACGGCUGAGGACUGUUUCUAUGCCUUGCUUUUUGCAAUCCAUUUUUCCGUGAAACCAGUGCCCUUGGUGGAACAAGAGCCACAAAUUAUCUCCUUGGAGAAGAUUUGGCGCCUAUGCACUCGAUGUUUGAACGAAGCCAUGCAGGCAGGCUUAGAUGGAGAAGCUCGAGCUUGCUUGGCUUGUCAGAGUGGUUGUGAUGUCCGAGAUCAAACUCAGAUGUACCGAUGUACUGUAAGCCAUGAGUCUGACGCGUUGGCUCGACUUGUUCGCUGCUUUGAGAGGCGUGGGAUUUUUGAUUGUGAAGCUGAAAUCCCUGAGGUGCCUUUCGAGCCCAUGGCGACUUUCAAAGGAAAGCGUUUGACUCAGGAGACGGCGUGGAGCAUCAUGGAAGGCCAUUGGGACUUUAAUCCUGAGAGCUGCUCUUGGAGACCUGUGCUAGGGCAAAAUCCUGCUUACGACUACUUCCCAUGUCAAUACAAUAGCUGGUACAGAGAUCCCAAAGGAAAUCGAGGCUGGUAUGACCCGGUUUUUAGGGUUAUCACCUUAGACGGUCGAGCAGUGUGGCGAAAGCGACAUUAUCGCGUUCUUCCCGGAAAGCAGCCUGGAAGCUUCAACCUUAGUACCGAGGAUAAUGGAAUUUCUCUGAAGGAGUUUUGGCGUAUUGUUGAUGCCGAUGACAAGCUCACUUGGGCUGUUUUCCACUAUGCAGGUGCUGCAAAGUCAGUUGGUCAAAGCUAUACGGGAUCACUCUUGGUGACCAAAGAUGGAACCCUUGGACCUUCUUCGGAUUCUCUUCCUGCAGAGCGCAUUCGCCAAGCCUUUGAAAAGGCUGGGGUGGCAGCCUUCGAGUUAUAUGGAAUCCAACAGGACACCGGAGAUGCUGAUGUUGAAAGUGCUCCACUCACAAGGUUUGGUGGCCUUCCCCGGUACAGAGACAUGAACAGACCAACCUUGUAGCCAUAGUCUUGUCCUUUCGCGCACGUACCUUAUGCGACCUCUCAACAUGGAGAUCUUUGACAAGGCAAGGCAGAACGGAUGCAUCAAAAGAAUCCGUCAAACGACUGCCAACGUCAUAGCCAGUG